UUUUGUAUUUCCGUUGGGUCUCUGGCCAAUGCUAAUAAAUGGUUUAAUUUUUCCCCAAAAAUGGUAUGCAUUUUGCUAGUUGUACUAAUGUAGCUUUACUUAUAUAGUUUUAUAAGUCUCUAGUUUCUGGUAUUAUUAAUCUAACUGAAGUAAAUACUUGUUGACCAGCUUGGUGACGCUGUGUGCGUGUCGCUUCUGGUCGUUGUAGUUCUAUAGACGUACUACACACCGCACGUAUCCUCUCGCUGUGUAUUAUUGCUCAGAAACCAGCCACCAUGGGGAGUUAAGGGGUAGUCGACGGGUCAUUUUCCUUAAUAUUUAAUAUCAGAAAGCUUUCCAUAUGCUGCGUUUUGGAGCAAACAGUUCGCGCCAGUAUCCCCAAUGCAGCGGAUCACGGGGACCGGGCUUUCAGAGACGGGUGAAUUGUUUGACAGCAAAAUCAUUGCUAGAGGGGAAGAUCUGACCUCUGCCUUGUGCAAUCAGAGACAUGAGUGUUGUCAGAGAAUUACAUGGGAUUGGGUACAGGGGCGGCGGUGGGGUUGUGGCCUCCCUGAAUGGCCCUACCCACUUUACAGAGGAUGCUCCACGACCCCCAGUUCCUGGUGAGGAGGGAUCUGAUGUGGACCCCCCAGUCCAAUCAGCCAGCACCCGUCCAAACACCCUUUCCCAAACCCUCGGCUAUCCUCCGUCAUCCUCAUCAUCUAAAAUGGGGGAACCAUCAAGUUUCACACCCUCCUCAUCGUCUGCGACCCCACGUCGCCCGGAUCUGGACUUGGGGUAUGAACCUGAGGGCUCGGCGUCACCAACUCCACCUUACCUGAAGUGGGCAGAGUCGCUUCACUCUCUCCUAGACGACCAGGAAGGCAUCCAGCUGUUCCGAAACUUCCUGUGCCAGGAAGGGUGUGCGGACCUUCUCGACUUCUGGUUUGCUUGCUCGGGGUUCAGGAAGACCAGCCAGGAGAAGCGGGCGAAGCUGGCCAAGGCCAUCUACAGGAAGUACAUUGUAGACGGAAGUGGGAUUGUCUCCAGGCAGAUCAAAGCAGCCACCAAGAGCUUCAUCAGAGACUGUGUGGGAAGGCCGCAUCCAGACCCUGCCAUGUUUGAACAGGCCCAGACAGAGAUCCAGGGCAUGAUGGAGGAGAACACCUACCCUUUGUUUCUCAAGUCGGAUCUGUACCUGGAGUACACACGGACAGGAGGAGAGAGCCCCAAGCCUAACCCCAGUGAUCAGAGCCCAUCAUCGGGGCCAGCCAAGCCUGUGCCUGGGUACUUACCCACACUCCCCGAGGACGAGGAGUGGAGGUGUCGAGGAAGUGGAGGAGGCAGUGGUGGUGGAGGAGGAGGUGGAGUGAGAGAGGUGGAGGAAGAGAAGGAUGAUGAUGAUGAGGAGGAGUGUGGAGACACACCAGCUAGUAGGCUGACUCACAGCCUGCUGAUGCAGACAGUACCGCAUAGGGCCUCGACCAACAGGAGGAGGCCAGACAGCCGGGAGUAUAGGCCAUCGAGGGAGCCAGUAAACCCAUACUACGCAAACAUGGGCUAUGCUCGGGCUCCAACAACCAGUGCCAAUGACAGUGAGCAGCAGAGCAUGUCGAGCGACGCGGACACACUGUCACUGCCCGACAGCAGUGUAGAUGGUAUUCCUCCGUACAGAUAUCGAAAGCAGCAUCGUAAAGAGAUGCAUGAAAGUGCCAAAGCCAAUGGACGUGUGCCCCUACCUCAUAUACCUCGCACGUACCGCAUGCCAAAGGACAUCCACGUAGAGCCUGAGAGGUUUGCAGCGGAGCUCAUCAGCAGGCUGGAGACGGUUCUCAGAGAGAGAGAGGCUCAGGAAAGACUCGAAGAGAGGCUGAAGAGAGUACGACUGGAAGAAGAGGGCGACGAUGCUGACAUCUCCGUGACAACCUCCAUGUCUUCUCAUAGCAUACCACUCCCCCUCCCCUCAUCGUUCCCACCUCACUACGGCGCCCGUUAUUCAGAGACCACUGCUAACACGGCGACAGUCGCCACUUACGGCGGCCUGGUCGCCAUGGAGGAUUCCCACGACGACGACCCGGAAUCUAUCUUGGACGAACACGUACAGCGCGUGAUGAAAACGCCAGGCUGCCAGUCGCCAGGGGCAAGCAACAGCACCUUAGGAGGAGGGGGUCGACAUUCUCCUCCCAAAUCAUCACGUUCGCCUGACGGGGGGAUCGGCCCGCCUCACUGCCCCCCACACCGAGGGGGAGGGCACAGUCUGCCUCCUGCUGGGGUCAAAGGUAUGCAUCACCACAAGCAGCUGUAUCACCACAGAGGAAGAGAAGGGCAGGAGGAGACGGGUUCUAGGUCUCAGGCCAACCUCAUGUGGAACGGUGACCCGGCGAGUCAGUACGCCGGGAGAAGUCGUAACUACGCCGACGGGGCUGGAGCCAGCACGCUUGAGGGCAUGGGUUACAGUAGUAAAGGCAGCACGUUAACACGGAGAGGCUGUAAGAAGACAUCGGAGACGUCAGGCAAAGGUGAUGAGAGUGGGCGUGGCAUGGAGGGCCAGGUACCACUGGAGGAUCUGGAGAGAAACCAGAAGAUCCUGCAGUGGAUGAUGGAAGGAGACCGACAAAGGAAGACCUCACAUGGCGGUAGCACCAGUAGCUCCAGGAGAAUGGGAACCAGCAGCGAGUCCCCACGGCCAACUUCAGUGGAGCGACCUGGAGCCGUGCACCCCUGGGUUUCCGCCCAGCUGCGUAACAACCCCUCCUCGGUGUCCUCUGCCAUCCCUGGCUCAUCGUCCACCCAGGUUCAGCCCUCGCACCCUUUCAUCCAGGACCCAGCUAUGCCCCCCAACCCGGCUCCCAACCCCCUCACCCAGCUGGAGGAGGCUAGGAGGAGACUGGAGGAGGAGAGAAGGAGGAACGCACUACAGCAGGCCAAGCAGAGGCAUAAGUCUGGUAAGCGCCAAGUGUGUGAGAACAUGACAGUCGCCUACUACUUCUGUGGAGAGCCAAUCCCAUACCGAACAUCAGUCAAAGGCCGUGUGGUGACUUUGGGCCAGUUCAAGGAGCUGCUUACCAAAAAGGGCCAUUACAGGUUCUACUUUAAGAAGGUAAGCGACGAGUUUGACUGUGGUGUAGUGUUCGAGGAGGUUCGUGACGAUGACGCCAUCUUGCCUAUCUUUGAGGAGAAGAUCAUCGGGAAGGUGGAGAAGGUUGACUGAAAAUUGGGAACAGAAAGACGACAGAGAAUUGGGGGGAAAAAAACGAUCAUUUGAUAAGAAAGGAAAAAGAUAGCGAACAUUGAAAUUCAGCUGCGAGAAGAUGAACGAGAGAAAGUAAAAAAGAUGGAAAGAGCAAUGUGUGACAGAAGGGAGAUUGCGCUGCAUGGUAGAAGCUCGAGUGUUAAGGAGGUGGUUAUUUUUAUGGACUAUCUGGAUGACGGCCUGGAUCAAACCCACACAGAGCGAAGUGCUUGGCCAGAUGAAGCAGGAGCGGAGGAGAGGAAAAUAAAUUAUUUCACCUGUCUUGUCUCCACUGUGGAUAUUCGAGGAGCGCUGUUAAAAUCCGAUGUCUGACCAGUCUUCCACUUCCACUGCGAUGGAUGGAAACAAGUGGGGGGGGCUGCUGGAAGGAGAGAGGAUAAAGUAGUCUUCCACUUCUGCUCUGGAGGAGCCUGUCCUCCGCAGACCAUUACGAUGCUGCUACAUUACCAUGGAAACUCUUCAAUCGGUGCUCGGGACAGUAAAGAAAAGCAGUUUUGUUCCAUUCAGGAGUCUCGCUGCCUUUUGCUGUCUCUGUUCCUCAUCAGCUGGUGACAAGGGGGAGAGGACAGAGGAUUUUUGAGGAGUGGAACUUUAGCUGGCUGCUUCUCCUCUCUUUGACUUCAUAGCCUCAAAACAGAAACUUCUCACCCUUGAUUCCUAGAUGUCAUGUAGUGAUCUCUCACAUCAACAUGUUCAGACGACAGUUCUCUACAUAACUUGUUUACCAAAGCUACAUAUUUUUGAUAAGACAAGUGUCCUAGCUACUUGUUUCAUUUUAUUUGAAUUGUGUAUGUACAAGGCAGGUACUAUUACUUAUUAAUGCAGCCUAAUUUCGUUAUAUCUCAACUUAAUGUUGUAUUAUUGUGUAUGUUUUGAAGCUAGUUCAUUAGUCAUUUCAGGGCAGCCAUUUUUGUUUGUUUUUCCCCUCUAUAAUACAUCCCUGCACCUCACUUCUGUACUGUUUACCUGUGAGCGUGUACUUCUGUUCUCCUGUGCGAUGCAUUUUACAUAUAGGCUUCUUUUUUUUUUCCACCGUCAAAACUUCUCAUGAAAAAGAGCAGUGCACAUUAAGCUGUGCCCUCUUUGACCACAAAAUCUGUUGUUUUUAACAGGUUCACCUCAUAUACAUGAUAUUUUUCUGAUACACUGUGUACGUAACUCAGUCUAGGUGCCUGCCUACCUGCCUGGCCAGUGCCAUUACUAUCUAGAAUGCUUGUCCUGAAGCGUGUUGGUGAGUGUGAAAGCCUGUAUCAUGUACGCCUGAACUCAGCCAAAGAGCAUAUCAUGCGUCGCGUGUGUCUCCAUGCGUGUGUCUCCAUGCGUGUGUCUCCAUGCGUGUGUCUCCAUGCGUGUGUCUCCAUGCGUGUGUCUCCAUGCGUGUGUCUCCAUGCGUGUGUCUCCAUGCGUGUGUCUCCAUGCGUGUGUCUGUGCAGUCCAAGUCUAGAAGCAUCAAAUGUAUUUUCCAUCAUGAGCAGAAGGGAAUCUUCUUCCUCUUGCAGAUUCUCAAACUUCAGACAUUGUAGCUUAACACUGAGUUUAAAAUCUGCAGCUUAUUGUAAAAGAAUAGUUUGGCAUUUGGGUAAUUCUUUUUUUUUUUUUCUUGCUGAGAGUUAAUUGAGGUGUCUGUAGUCUGCACGUUAAAUAUGAAACUGCAGCCAGCAGUUGUUUAGCUUCACUGAGACUGGAAAUGAGUAGAUGGGUUGAAUUUGUACAGAUUAAACUAACUAGAGCUGAAUACUGAUUGCUUUUAUUACCAAUCAGGGCUGUAAUUCUUUAAAUAUUUCAGGUCGGAUUAUCAAUUUAAUGAAAAUUGCAAUAUGGACGAGUGCAAUAUCAAAAUAGCAGGCCCAGUAUUUAAAGGCAAAAUAUAUAUAAAAUGCUAGCAAUGUAUCCACUGGUCUCUUGGCAAAUAAGAUGACAAAUUUUGAUGAUGAUCAAACAAAAUCCCCACAGUAUUGUGAAUCAUGUUGCAUAUCUUUUUUUUUUUUUUUUAAAUCGUGCAGCCUUAUAUUAAUUUUGAAACGUCUAAAGUGAAAAUCGGUUCAAAACAUAAAGAUUUUUGGUUUACUGUCACAGAAGACAAAAAGAACCCAACAGCAAAUCUAUUUGGAUUUGGAGCCUUGAACUAGAAUUUAAAAAAAGUUUGAUUGAUUUUAAUCAAUUGCCAGAAUUGUUAGCAGUUAUUUUACUGGUUUUUUUAUUGUACUGUUUUAGUCAUUUUAAGUUUUAGCUCUUAAACUAUAUAAAAAGUGUUAACUAGUGAGCCUUAAAAGUGCCGGUUAGUGGGUUUUUCCCCUUUUGACUGACCCUGGCUAGCUGUUUCUGUCCUUUCCCAGUCUUUAUGCUAAGCUACGCUAUCUGACUCCUGGCUGUAGUUUAAUAUUAAAUGCACAAACAUGAGAAAUUGUGGUUACCUGGAUGUAAGUAGCCCUCUAAUCCACUUCUCUAUUGUAUCAGUCUUACUCUCAGCAUGAAAUUAGCUUUUUUCCCCAAAUAUCAGACUCUUCCUUCAGACUUCUCACUUCAGCGCAGUUGUGCAGUGAGGCCUUGAGGCCCGAAUAUCAUAAAGCACCGUGCAGACAGUGCACUGAUCACACACCAGCUAUGUAAGCUGAAUGUAAUUUGACUUUUUGUAACUUUUACCUGCUAUGUCCUCAACAGAAAUCUCUUCAUUGGUCCUGUCAUUGUGUCUGUCUUCAGUGUUGAUCUCAAACUGUUGGCCUGACUGAGUGUUUUGUGUUAUCUAUGCUGGUAGUUAAUUGAAUGUGUUCAUCAAACAAAGAGGUCCUACCGUACGUCUUGCAGGAAUGUCAAAUACGAUUUGUCCUGGGCUUCUGCCCAGUAAGGGAAACAUAGGAUUAAAAAAACAUAUUUGUCCUCACUUCAACCCAUUAUGCCUUCAAUAUGAAAUUUAAAAUUUAGAUAUGUAUUUGUUUAUAAAAAAUGUAAUUUUAAUAAUCACCAAGCAUGUUCUUUAUAAGGAAUGUUUUCCUGAUGAGUUGAAUUAUCUAUUUUGUUUUAAUGUUUAUGUGCAAACUGCAAUGACCCUCUUGAUAUAUUUUAUCUGUUUUGUUAGAAAGAACGCCCAGGGACAGUUGAAUGACAACAUUUGUUAAGAGUUGUUUCUUGUGAUUAUGAUUCGAUGGACAAAAUGAACAACUGCAUCUGUUUUGUUGUCAGUUUUGUGUGAAACACAGUGCCUUUAUCAUGUUAUCUUUCAAAUUACCUUUAUUGAACCAAUCCAUGCUUUUAAUGUAAGUAUUUUUUUUUUCAGUCAGUCCCGUUGUUUUUUUUUUAGCUGCAGUCAUGCUUGCUCACUUCUAUUCUGAUAGAUCCUCUGCUGUAAAUAUGUACAUUAUCAUUUCAUAUGUGUCUUCAGACCCGCACCACAUGUCCAUGGUGUUUCUGUUUUUCAAAGGUAAACGCCAAGAUGUCACUGUGCUGGUUCCACUUGUACAUUUCUUUUAAAAAGGUACUUCAUAAUAAAGAUGUUGAAUAAAUCCAA
Molecule: messenger RNA, 6737 nt
Organism: Centropristis striata (black sea bass)
Lineage: Eukaryota; Metazoa; Chordata; Actinopteri; Perciformes; Serranidae
Product: axin-1-like
Exons: 13
Coding region: 488-3190 (900 amino acids)
Biological process (GO): negative regulation of canonical Wnt signaling pathway
Source: RefSeq, a predicted model, not a curated record